Peromyscus leucopus (white-footed mouse) is the source of this 315-nucleotide messenger RNA. Its product is annotated as C-type lectin domain family 2 member H-like. The record is from RefSeq and is a predicted model, not a curated record. The coding region runs from base 1 to 315 and encodes 104 amino acids. The transcript is spliced from 3 exons. Lineage: Eukaryota; Metazoa; Chordata; Mammalia; Rodentia; Cricetidae.
AUGCUUCACCUGUCAGCUACAACUAAAAAGCUCCAAGGACAAUGUCUGAGAAUCGUCUCCCGUGUGACUCCUGUUAAGCUUCACUGCUGUUAUGUAGUGAUCAUCAUCCUCACUGUGGCUGUAAUUGCACUUUCUGUUGCUUUGUCUGUGGAAAAGAAAGGACUUAUCUGUGAGAUCUGCCCAAGAAACUGGAUUUUAUUUGGAAAGAAAUAUUAUUAUUUUUCUGAAAACAUAAGAAACUGGACAUGCAGCCAGAUCUCCCACGUGGAAUUAAAGGCCAAACUCACUCAACAUGAAGCCCAGAGGGAAUGGUAG